AUGGGCCAAAUUGUGCCACCGGACCAUCGAUCUUGGCCGCAGCUCACAGCUCGUUGGCUCUCCGACAAAAUGCCGGGCGAUACGGUCGCCUCUGGGCAGCAGGGAUUCCGCAGGACGGGAAGCCCUCCACGGCCCCUGGGAUGGUCUGCCCUAGCUGAGGAUGAUUUGCUGCAGAAGUACUUGGCACAAUACAAUCACUUUCCGCGAAAUCCCGAACAGCUCUGUGUCUUUGCCAAGAACCACGGGCAUCGCUUGCAAUACGCUGCCGCCCGCACUGCGUGGCUGCGAGCGACCAGGGCGGCCACUGCGCAGACAACUCGGACGCCGCCGUCCGUGACGGAUGGAGCCAGCUCCAGACCCCAAGACAGCACUGCCUCCUCUUCCUCGUCAAGUGGCUCCGGUGGCGCGGCGACCCGCGGGUCCUGGCUGGAACGCUACGAAGCUCACUAUCGGCACAGCCCUACGUCUGCACAGCACCUCCUGGCUUUCGUGAACAACCGUGGUGGCAACAUCACCUACACCGUGGCUCUUCAACUGAUGGGUCUCCAAAGCCGUGGCUCCAGGAGUCCCGCGCCCAUCCCUGUGCCCCUGCCGUGGUGGCAAGAUACCUUGGCCAUCAACCGGCACUACCGACGGCUCACGCGGAUGAUCUUCACCACGUUGGUCAUGGAGCGGCCUGAAGCGAAACAUAAGUACGAUAUCCUGCUGUUGGACUCGAGAAAACAGAUCCCAGCCGUGGACCACAGCCAGGUCUCGCUAGAUUUGGCCCGGCGCCUUUUGCUGCUGGCAAGCCCAGCUGUUGUGAAAGUGGGUUCUUCUUGCGCCAUUUGCCUCAGUGAGAAGAGCGAUGCGGAGGAUGGUGGCGCCUGGGUCCAGUUGCCCUGCGAGCACGUCUUGCACCGGAUGUGCUUCAGGGAGCUUGUGAGCUGCUUGGAUCAGUUCUGCCUGCCCUACCCCGUCCCCCAGCCCAUCUCCCCGCUCGGGCUCGGCGGACUAUCGUCGCGGAAGGGCGGGGUUGGCUACCAGCCACGCCCCGGUCUGUCCGGCAACUUGAGGCGGCGCAAACGGCAGCGCCAUCCGGAGGCCGCAGGGCAUCCUCAUCCUCGCAGCCAAGCUGGGCGGCCGGUGGCAUGCCGAUUGCCACGAGCUCAUGCGGCUGCUCGUCGCUACCCGCGCACCGCGCACGCCACCCGCGCACCGCGCACGCCGGCCGCGAUCCGCGCCGCAGCUUGUGCGGCGGAAAAGAAAUUAGGUGGUGUACUGUGCCGAUGUUUCAUUUUGGGCGCGGGCUCGUUGGAUCAUGCCAUCAGAGAUAAACCAUGUGUGGAUGACCGGGCCACGCGUUGCAGAUGCCUUCUACGGGCCAUAAUCUCUUUCAGUGUCGAUGUCCCUUGUGCCGCUGCGAUUUGGUACAGCGGCUGUUGCAAGAGUAGGUCUGGAAUUGGAUGCUCUGUGACAAAGCGCGGAGCCACUGAGUCAGUGAGGCAGCAGCUCUUGAGAAGUCAAGGACAGGGCUUCGGCUGGCAGGGAUUUGUGCGGGAACCUGGCUAUGUGGAGAGCUGGUGGGGCGAUCGCACCUUUCUACUCCAAUUUGUUUGCUGA
Messenger RNA from Cladocopium goreaui, 1602 nucleotides. The record is from the annotation of a GenBank genome assembly. NCBI's taxonomy places the organism in Eukaryota, Dinophyceae, Suessiales, Symbiodiniaceae.